Fundulus heteroclitus (mummichog) is the source of this 971-nucleotide messenger RNA. RefSeq names its product kinesin-like protein KIF20B. NCBI's taxonomy places the organism in Eukaryota, Metazoa, Chordata, Actinopteri, Cyprinodontiformes, Fundulidae. The record is from RefSeq and is a predicted model, not a curated record. The transcript is spliced from 6 exons. Bases 333 to 761 code for a protein of 142 amino acids.
GCCUCUCUGCAGGCGGAGCGAGGAGCCAGAGAGGAGGCCACCGCCGCUCUGGAGGAGCUGAGGCUGCUGCUAGGGAGGUCCUGACCAGGAGGUCCAACAUCAGCAAGAAGAGCAGGAGAUCUCAGCCAUGAGAGACGAGGAGAAGGUCCUGAAGCAGAAGCUGGCCGACGCAGACAAGGUCAAGAAACAGCUCCAGUUGGACCUCAGCAGCAGAGACAGAACCAUCCAGCAGCUCAGAGCGGGAGGACAGACAACUCCUGCAGGUCUACCUGAGGGUCCGACCUUCACCUCAGCGGAGCUGUUUGACGGCGCCGUCAGAGAUCUGGUCCAGGAUGUCCUGGGAGGAGGAAACUCUCUGGGAAGACCUUCAUCUUCCUCGGUACCGCCCGGCCCGCCGCCUCAGGAGAGCUGGUGAAGCUCCAAAGAGGAGCCAGGCUGAACGCAGGAGGUGGCAGGAGGAGAAUCUGUCUCUGAUUGGUCAAGCCAAAGAGGCAGAAGACAAGAGGAACCAGGAAAUGAGGAAGUUUGCAGAAGACCGAGAGCGCUACUGCCGCCAGCAGAGCCUCUUAGAGUCCAAGCUGCUGGAGAAGGAGGCGGCCAUGGAGAGCUGGAGGAAGGAGAGGGACGCCCUGGUUGCUGCCCUGGAGGUGCAGCUGCAGAAGCUGCUGUCCAGCCAAGCAGAGAAAGACAAAGUCAUCAAGGAGCUGAGUGAGCAGAGCUCAAAGCAGCCAGCAGAGAAAGAUGGCCUCCAGAACCUCUGAUGUUCUGCUGUUGACCCGUAGCUGGAGGCUCAGCUUCAGGUCCGGUUGGUAUAGUUUCAUGCUCACUUUGCAUUCUUGGAAAUUUAAUAUGUUUAGACCGGCCACUGAUGAUUCUAAUCACAAAAAAGUGGUAGACAGACGUUUAAAAAUUGACUUCAAACAUUUAAUCUCAUGAAUUUGGGCUUUCACUGCCAUCUACUGUCAUGAGAG